Talaromyces atroroseus is the source of this 9498-nucleotide messenger RNA. RefSeq lists its product as hypothetical. The coding region runs from base 1 to 9498 and encodes 3165 amino acids. Gene Ontology annotation, cellular component: extrinsic component of membrane. Gene Ontology annotation, biological process: protein retention in Golgi apparatus; protein targeting to vacuole; late endosome to vacuole transport. NCBI's taxonomy places the organism in Eukaryota, Fungi, Ascomycota, Eurotiomycetes, Eurotiales, Trichocomaceae. The record is from RefSeq and is a predicted model, not a curated record. The transcript is spliced from 3 exons.
AUGUUGGAAAGCGUCGUUGCAAACCUGCUCAACAGGUUUAUGGGCAUGUACGUUAAGAACUUUGAUGCCAAACAACUCAAUAUAGGAAUCUGGUCGGGAGACGCUAAGCUUCAUAACCUCGAAUUGCGCCGCGAGGCCCUGGAUCAACUCCACCUUCCUCUCAACGUCGUCGAAGGCCAUAUUGGCCAGCUAACGCUGUCUAUCCCAUGGUCGAAUCUGCGCGGAAAACCGGUCAAAAUCGAAAUUGAAGAGGUAUUCCUCCUGGCAGCCCCGAAGGUAGAGACCGAUUACGACCCAGAGGAGGAUGAGAGGAGGGAUCACAAUAUCAAGAUGGAGAAACUCGAAAGUGCAGAAAUCCUGCGUGAAAGAAACGCGGAAGGUAUGACCCAAGAGGAGCAGAGGCGAAACCAGAGUUUCACGGAAAGCUUCACCACCGCCAUUGUGGACAAUCUGCAAAUAUCUAUCAAGAAUGUUCAUUUUCGAUAUGAGGACUCUGUCGCCUCUCCCGGCCAUCCCUUCGCUGUCGGUAUGACACUCAAAGAAUUAAGUGCUGUGAGCACGGACUCGGAUUGGCGCCCUACGUUUAUUCAAUCCACCUCAGGCACGACCCAUAAAUUAGCAGUUCUAGGAGCUCUGGCUGUUUAUUGGAAUACUGAUACCGAGUUAUUGGGAACUGGAAGCGGCGCGGACUAUGGUGCAGAAGCCCAAGGCAUACCUCAUGAAGAGCUCAUGACGAGGCUCAGAGAAGGUAUCGAAUUGGACGAGAACAAUCAAUACAUUCUACGACCUGUGAGUGGACGUGCAGGGCUUGAGAUGGACAAAACAGGGAAGCUUGAUAGGCCUAGAAUGAAAGCGCGUCUCUUAUUCAACGAGUUGGGAUUCGUUCUAGAUAGCGACCAAUAUCGAAAUACACUGAUGCUGGUGGAUUUAUUCCAUUACUUCAUCCGCCAUCAGGAGUACAAGAAGCUGCAGCCGUCAACGAGCCCCAAGGAGGACCCGCGAGCUUGGUUCCGCUUUGCUGGAAAUGCUGUCCUGUCGAAGAUUCACGACAGAAACAAAGUCUGGACGUGGGCAUACAUCAAGGAACGAAGGGAUGAUCGACUAGCUUACAUCGACCUGUUCAAGAAAAAGAAAAGGGAAGAGACACUUUCGGCGGAGCAGUCCACAGAAAUAGAUCAAUUAGAAAGAAAAUAUACAUACGAAGAUCUUCGCUUCUGGCGCUCUUUGGCACGGAAUCAGCUACGAAAGGAAAACGUUGGCGUUCGAAAACCUGCGAAAGCGCAAUCAUGGACUCAAUGGAUGUGGGGAACGAAGACGCAGCAGGACGAGACAGAAACGAUGACAGAAGAGCAACGCCAAGAGCUUUACAACGCAAUUGACUGGGAUGAGAAGAAAGCACUGGCUGAGAGUGUGGAACUUCCUAGAGAGUCAAUCAAGUUGCAGGUCAAUUCAAGUCUCCGUGCUGGCAGCUUAACCCUAAAACAUGAUCCGCAUGGUGCGGCAACCGAGGUGAUGAAACUCGUGUUCGACAACUUUAGGGCAAAGGCUUUGCAGCGUCCUGAUUCUUUUCUUGUUGACCUAGACCUGGGUGGCUUAAGAGUGUACGAUGGAACUACCGAAGGUAGCGUUUUCCCACAGAUCGUUCGAGUCAAAGACUCGAAAUACCAGGAAGGGCAUCCAUCUUCAGAAGAGCCACGAAUAUUGCAAAAUGAAGAUGAAGAAGAGUUGGUGCAGAGAGACAGCUUGUUCCAUCUCCAAGUCGAACAGAAUCCCCUUGAAAGUGAUGCAGAUACUGCCGUCAAGGUGAAACUAAAAAGUAUCGAGGUCAUCUACAAUCCUAAAUUCAUCGUCGAAGUGGCACGUUUCUUCAAGCCGCCCGAACGACAUAUGGAAUCGAUAGGUGCAAUUCUCGAUUCUGCAGGAGCCACUGUUCAAGAGAUCAGGCAACAAACUCGAGCCGGUCUGGAAUAUGCGCUUGAAGAACAUAGAAAAGUAGACACCCAGUUUGAUCUGCAAGCUCCGCUGAUAAUCAUUCCUGAGAGCAUAGUAGAAGAGAGCUCUCUCUGUUUGAUUCUCGACGCCGGUCAUAUUAGAGUCAGCAGCGAGCUCGUCGACCGGGACACAAUGGCAGAUCUGCAAUCGAAACAGAAGAAGCAAUACAGCGAAGACGACUACAGACAUCUUGAAGAGCUUCUCUAUGACAAGUUCUUGGUCAAGCUCGAUUCCAUCCAAAUGCUCAUCGGCCCAGGUAUUGAAGCUACAAAGUUGCAGCUCACUUCGGAUGACCCAUUGAAAGAUCUUCAUAUUGUUGAUCGUAUCAAUGUCGAUUUUGUUCUCGAACUCUGCAUUGUUCCCAAUUCUACCGGUUUGACCAAGACGCGUAUUUCCGGCCAUUUACCAGAGUUGCAUGCCUCGAUAUCCGAUAAGAAGUACAAAAAUUUAAUGAAGCUCAUUGACAUAGCCAUCCCACGUUUCGAAGAAACCGAUGAAGGAUCCCCUGCCAGACCGCAAGCAAAUACCGAUGGAAGUGGCGAGCAAGAUGAUAAAAGCAGAACAAGAUCAGCUUCUUUCCAGCCGUCAAUAAUAAGAGAAAUUCCCAUCCUCGAUGAAGAGUCUGACGCAGAAGAUUCAGGCAAACACGAGAUUGCGAAGAAAGAGAAGCAGCCAGUUGCCUUGCAUCAACGGAUGUUUGAAUUUAAAUUCACAGUGGGAAAGCUCCGUGGUUCUCUUUUCAGGGCCGAUCAAAAGGAAUUAAAGCCAGAUCAGUUACUUGCCGAGCUUGUAGCUGAAGGGUUUCAAUUGGAUUACUAUCUUCGACCAUUUGAUAUGGUUGCUGAAGUGACCUUGAAAUCUCUCAGCGUAGAUGACCACAUAGAAGAGAAUCCGACACCUGAGUUUAAACAAAUUGUUUCAUCCAAAGGCUUCAACGCCGAUGAAGAGAAAGAUUUGUUUAAUCUCAAUUUUAUCCGAGUCCGGCCUGAUUCUCCCGAAUAUCAUUCAACAUACGAGGGUGUUGACAUGAAUCUUGAUGUUACGGUGUCGACAAUCAAUAUCAUAGUCACGAGAAAAACGCUUCUGACACUAUUAGAUUUCGUGCUGAUUACCUUCACCAAUCCCGACCAGCCAGCGGCCCCCAAUCAAUCAACAGACAGCGCUAUUGUCAAUGUAUCACAAGGACAAGAAGAGCCACAAGAAAUUCGCAAGAUCAGAAUCAAAUCGCAGCUUAAAAGCAUUGCGCUGAUUUUGAAUAACGAUGGCGUGAGGCUUGCAACCUUGAGUCUAAACACUGCAGACGUUGGCCUGUUCUUGGUUGGUCGGACUAUGCAGAUACAGUCUCGGAUUGGAAGUCUGACCCUGGUAGACGACGUGAAUGUUGGCGCGUCAGAGGAAUCGCCUCUCAGAAGACUCCUGACCAUCGAGGGCGAAGAUUUCGCUGAUUUCAGGUAUCAGACCUUUGACCAAGAUUCAUUAGAAUAUCCUGGCUAUGACUCGGAAGUGUUCUUGCGCUCCGGGUCGAUCAAGAUCCAAUUCCUAGAGGAGCCAUAUCGAAAGAUUAUGAACUUUUUAGUGAAAUUCGGAAAAAUGCAGGCUAUAUUUAAUGCAGCUCGGCAAGCAGCAGCAAACCAGGCAAAUACACUACAAGAGAAUGCAUCACGUAUGCGAUUCGAUAUUGUCGUACGGACGCCCAUAGUUGUCUUCCCUAGGGCCAUGUCAGAAAAUAGGAAACGGGAUACUAUAACCGCAGAACUGGGAGAAAUCUACGCGAACAAUACUUUCGUUCCCCUAGAUGAUCAAAAGGAUAGCCCAGCUGUCAACGUGAUUACCACCGGUAUUCGCAAUAUCCGCCUCAGCUCUGAUUUGUUCUUUGAGGAUGAAUCGCAUGAACAAUUGGAGAUGAUCCAGAAGGUCAAUCUUGAUUUUAGUAUCUGUUAUCUUGAACAUCAACCAAAUCAGCCGCGUCCGGAUAUUGAGGUGGAAGGAACGAUGUCUCCAAUCAAGUUGCGCAUUUCACAACCGCAACUUAAGUUCUUGCUAGAAAUUACAAAGACAGUGCCUGGGGUACUUACACCAGACGUUGAUCAACAGGAACUUGAAGCAAUGCAGUCUCUUCCAACAAUCCAAGCACAGCCGCAGCAGCAAGAUUUCGAAGCUCAGCAAGUGAAACCCCCGUCCGAUCAAGAUCCCCAAAAGGAUGCAGAAAAGGAAACUUGGGUCAAACUUGAUAUGAUAUUCAAGGUUGAAAGUGUCGGUCUGGAGCUGCUCCUAGCGAAGGAGAACAAACCUAUCGGCCAUGUGGAGGAUUCCAGUUUGUCCAGGUUUUCACUGAACAACACCAGAGUGAAAUUACGCAUGUUGAGCGACGGCGCCUUAGAAUCGGAGCUUCUAAUUCACUCCUUUUCUAUUAGGGACAGCCGCUCUCAAGAGACAAACAAAUUCAGGAAAAUAAUGUCUCUCAUUAACAACGACGUUCAACAACAGUUCAUGGCUAAUAUCUCGAUGUCACCGGGACCUAAGAAGCACGUCAUAGCUAUGGUUACCAUUGACAGUCCUCGCAUUAUACUCGCACUUGACUAUUUGAUGGCUCUACAGUCAUUCGCGAGUGAGGCUUUUGCACAAGACCAGCCACUAGAAUUAGAAGAAGUUGACGAAACACCCGAAGAGUCUGACACUGCGUCUAAUGUCACAGCCGGUGGCUACAAAUCCCCCGGUAGUGAACAGAAACCAAGUUCUUCAGAGGAAGGGCAAAUGACUUUCUCCUUGAGAGCUGACAUCGUUGAUGCUCAAGUCAUCAUGAUCGCCAACCCGGCAAUCGUGCAUACUGAGGCCAUCGUUCUGGGGACAAAGCAGCUGAUAUUUUCCCAUCAAAAUGUCGAUACACUUCAGAUUAACAAAGUAGGCAUGUUCCUCUGCCGAAUGGACAAGUUUGAAACUAGUCGCCUGCGGAUUUUGGACGACUUCACCCUGGAGCUAUCUGUGGAUAGCCGUGCACAAGCCCGAGGAUCGGCUCUCACUAGCAUUGAUGUACAUGUCGAGCCCCUUGUUCUACGGUUAUCAUUGCGCGAUAUAUUGCUUGCUACUCAGAUCAUGAAUAAGGUGUCUGAAAUGAGAACAAAGCCUGCGCCUGCUGUCAUAGAAGGUGAUGAGCCGCAAAGAAUAAAGGAGAUAAAGGGCACUGAGAAGAAAUCAAAGAAACGCUCCACCAUAGGGGGAAGGCAUGCUCCAGUAGUAACAAGUUCAAAGCCAAAGACCAAUUUGAUCCCGGAACAGAGGCUCGCACCACAGCAAUCAGCUGUAAUAAGAAGGGAGGAGCUUGGUGCUCAGAUUGAUGGAAUUAGAGUUAUUCUCAUUGGAGAUCUGCAUGAACUCCCAUUGCUUGAUUGGAGCGUCAAAAAAUUCAAUGUCGAGGUCAAAGAUUGGUCCUCGACUCUGAACGCAGAUACCUCGUUUGACACUUUCAUCAAUGUCUAUAAUUUCUCAAAGUCGGCUUGGGAACCUCUCAUUGAACCCUGGCAACUGGGAUUUCACAUGUCCAAGGAAAUAAACCCGGAUGUUCUAUCAAUUGAGGCUUAUUCUCAUAAGAACAUGGACCUUACCCUCACUUCUGCAACCAUUGCACUUGCCUCGAAGUCGUUCCAGUUCCUGAACACUGAUGAAGACGUGUUGUCCAAGCCUAGAGGUGCUGAUGCGCCAUACAGGAUUCGUAACUAUACUGGGUUUGACCUUCGAGUGUGGGCAGAUGUCGAAGCUGAAGAGAAUGCGCCGGCUGCUAAACUUAGUGACGGCGAAGAAUACCCCUGGCGCUUUGAGGAUGCAACUACCAUGCGUGAGAAUCUUACACCUGAAGGUAAUGCGGGCCUAGUAGGUAUUAAAUUGGAGGGCAGUGGCUUUGAUAGCAUCAACCACAUACCAGUCAUCAGGGAAGGGGAGACAUUGUACAAUCUGAAACCCAAAAAAGACAAGAUCUUGCACAGAAUGCUUGUGGAGGUCAAACUGGGCUCGGACAAUGUUAAGUAUAUCACUUUCCGUUCUCCGCUGGUCCUGGAAAACAACACUCAAAUACCCGUCGAAAUGGGCGUCUUUAGCCCUGAAGAUGGUCAUUUGCUUAAAAUUGAAAAAAUCUUGCCUGGCGAUGCUCGACCGGCACCAGUUGGCUCAGCAUAUCUACAUCAACUCGUUGUUCGCCCUGACCAAGGCUUCGGUUACGACUGGUCAAAUGAACCGAUAUAUUGGAAAGAUCUGCUACGCCGACCAACAAGAACAAUUAAAUGUGUCAGUGAAAGUGGACAACAGGCCCCGCCGUUCUAUUUCCAAUUCAACGCUUCUUAUGACAAACGGGACCCUGUUAUCAACCACUACCCUAACAUGAAGCUUCGCAUUUCAGCUCCCGUUGAGAUUCAGAACUUGCUACCGUACGACUUCAAAUAUCGCAUCUAUGACAAGAAUACCCGCAAAGAUUGGACCAACUUUUUGCGAAGGGGUGGAGUUAGUCCAGUGCAUGUAGUGGAGCUGUCUCACUUGCUUCUCCUUAGCAUCGACUUGCAGGACUCGGUAUACAGACAAAGCGAGUUUGCAAUAAUCAAUGGCAACACCCAAGACUUCCGGCGAGAAGAUUUCCUGGCACUCAAGGACGAAAAUGGUGUAGAGCUAAGGCUCAAAUUGCAUUACUUUAACGUGCCAGACAGCGGGGGAGCCUUCAAAGUCAGCGUGUACAGCCCGUAUCUUAUACUCAACAAAACCGGGCUAAGCAUGGAAGUCCAAAGCAAAGGAUUUAUGCAAUCCGCAAAAUCGUCGGCUGGGCAAGGCAUAAACGCUGCUAACUCGGAGGCGGGCCAUGCGAAGCCUUAUAUGUAUUCCUAUCCCACCGACGAUACCAAAAACCGAUCUAUCUUGAGAAUUGGUGAUUCCCGAUGGAGCAAGCCGCAGAGUUUUGAUGCAAUUGGAAGCACAUCUGAGGUUAUUGUCCAAGCCAAAACAUCUAGGGUUGAGUUACAUGCUGGAGUCUCGGUUGCUGAAGGAGAGGGCAAAUAUAAACUGACCAGAGUCGUCACUAUAACACCUCGAUUCAUCCUGAACAACAAGCUCAGUGAAGAUCUCCAGGUGCGGGAACCAGGAACGUCCAAUGUGUUAACGAUGAAAGCUGGUGAUCUUGUGCCUCUGAAUUUCCUUCGUCAGGUUCCAGAAAAACAGCUAUGUCUCUGCUUCCCCGGUGUCAAUAAUCAAUGGUCAUCACCGUUCAACAUUGCCGAUGUGGGGAUAACUCAUGUGAAGUUGGCUAAGGCAUCUCAGCGACAGAGGCUUAUCAAAGUGGAAGUCGUAAUGGAGAAUGCAACUAUAUUCAUUCACCUGAGAAUGGAAAAUAAGCAAUGGCCAUAUUCCAUGCGGAAUGAAAGUGAUGCGGAGUUCAUCUUCUAUCAGUCUAAUCCCAACGUCGACGAGGACGAGUAUGAAGAUACAAGUAGCGGAUGGCGGCCAAUCCGUUACCGUUUACCACCUCGCAGCAUCAUGCCUUACGCUUGGGACUAUCCGGCUGCGAAGAGCAAGUCGCUUAUUCUAAAUUGCAAUGGAAAAGAGCGACAUAUUAGAUUGGCAGAAAUUGGAAAUUUGAUUCCGAUGAGAGUCCCGUCAAACACCAACUCCAAUGGCCAGACUAUUAUCGACAUUAACAUAGUUGCAGAAGGACCUACACAGACAUUAGUUUUGUCCAAUUUCAAAGCAUCUAAGAGCAUUUAUCGGCAACAGAAAGCCCAGACAUCUCAAGCCAGCGUCGCAACAGGUUUUGAAGUCAAGGUUGAGGAUUCGGACAUUACGUUCAAGGCUCAACUACGUCUGGGUGGCGUGGGAAUUUCAUUAAUCAACCAAAAUAUGAAGGAGCUGCUAUACUGUACAUUCCGGGAGAUUGAAGUCAAGCUGAAUGAGAGCAAAGUAUAUCAGACACUAGACACCACGAUCAAAUGGAUUCAGAUCGAUAAUCAGCUCUACGGCGGUGUAUAUCCAAUUCUUCUUUAUCCCAGUGUCGUGCCAAAAACUGGAAAGGAGAUGGAAGCACAUCCAAUUUUCCGUGCUAUGGUUACAAGAGUCAAGGAUGAUUCAUACGGUGUUUUAUACAUCAAAUAUGCCACGCUGCUUCUCCAACAGAUGACCCUAGAAUUGGACGAAGACUUUAUUUUUGCCAUGCUCGACUUUGCGAAAGUGCCAGGAGCUUCUUGGUCGAUCGAACAGGAGGGUAAGCUCUGUGACGAAGACCUGGACAUUCCUGAACCGAAAUACGAGGAUGCUCGACAAGAUGUAUACUUUGAAUUAUUGCACUUGCAACCCAUGCAAUUGGACAUUUCCUUUAUGCGCACAGAACGAGUCAAUGCCGAAGAUAAACUCCAGCCCUCCAAUCCAUUGAUGUUUUUCAUCAAUGUAAUGACAAUGUCUAUGGGCAAUGUUAAUGAUGCUCCUGUCCGACUCAACGCGCUUAUGCUCGAAAACGCAAGGGUGUCUAUUCCUGUGCUCAUAUCAAACAUGAGAAAGCACUACACCCAAGAAUUCAUCGGGCAGAUCCAUAUGGUGCUGGGCUCGGCGGACUUCAUUGGAAACCCCGUCGGUCUCUUUAAUACUGUCAGUUCAGGUGUUGCGGACAUUUUCUACGAACCAUACCAGGGACUAGUCACAGACCGACCGCAAGACUUAGGCUACGGCAUCGCUAAAGGAGCUUCUAGCUUUUUUAAAAAAUCAGUGUUCGGUUUCUCCGACAGUAUCACGAAGAUAACUGGAAGUAUGUCCAAAGGUCUUGCAGUUGCAACUAUGGACAAAGAGUUUCAGGAUCAGAGACGCAUGUCAAAGGCACGCAAUCGGCCCAAGCAUGCGCUAUAUGGUGUCACCUCUGGUGGCAAUGCCUUCGCAACAAGCGUAUUGAGCGGUAUUGAGGGCCUUGCACGCCACCCCCUUCAAGGAGCAGAGAAGGGUGGGUUCCAGGGGUUCAUGAAAGGUAUGGGGGUUGGCAUGCUCGGAGUUGUGACCAAGCCUGCAAUUGGAGCAUUUGAUCUUGCAUCUAAUCUUGCCGAAGGUGUGCGAAAUACUACAACCGUAUUUGAUGCUGAAGGGCUCGAUCGGGUUCGCCUUACUAGGUUUAUCGGUAUGGAUGGCGUUGUGCGUCCUUACUCCCAGCGAGAAGCACUUGGACAGUUCUGGCUCAAGACGACAGAUGAUGGCAAAUUCUUCAAGGAAGACUACAUUGCCCAUCUUGAACUGCCUGGGCGAGAUAUGAUGGUGAUGUUGACGUACGAUCGUAUAUUGCUCAUACGAUCGGACAAACUUCGCUCGGAAUGGGACAUAAAGCUCACAGACAUCCAAACUAUAUCAAAAGAGCGAACGGGGAUGAGCAUCACCCUCAAGGGAGGGGCAAACGGACCAUUCAUCCCUGUACAAGAUGAAAGUUCUCGAAACUGGCUAUACAGACAGAUUGCUAUAGCCGUUAACGCCUUUAACGAGAAGUAUACUGCGAAGAAUUAG